Zea mays is the source of this 872-nucleotide messenger RNA. RefSeq lists its product as uncharacterized. The record is from RefSeq and is a predicted model, not a curated record. Lineage: Eukaryota; Viridiplantae; Streptophyta; Magnoliopsida; Poales; Poaceae. Bases 369 to 857 code for a protein of 162 amino acids. The transcript has a single exon.
GUCGACGACGUCGUGGGCGGGGCUGUCCUCAACACCAAGCCUCUCACAGGCAUUUUGUCGGGCACCUGCAGCCUGCCCAUGCGAGGAGGGUGCUAGCGAACUGGGCCCUCGGCCAUAGAGCAGAGAGGAUGCUGGUAAACUGGGGCUUCAUCCAUGGGGCAGCCACGCCAUGGGAGAGGGAAGUGUUAGAGGGCUCGACCAUCGAAGUUUGCUGGUCGGCCAUGGGGACGGGGGUGCGGCCUUGGAGCUCCGGCGUUCAAGGGAAGCAGCGAGAGGGAGUUGCAGACCGGAGCUCGAAUGGCAUCUAGCCAGCGCGCGCAGGGGGAGAUGGUGAGCUGCACAAAAAAAGGGAAACUCGAUCUGGGAGGAUGGCGGCCAGAUGGGACUGCUCGAGGGAAUCCACGGCAAGGUGGGGAUGGCCGGACUUGAGAAGGACAGGAAGCCAUAUGGGAGAGGGAGCGUACGUGCAGGAAGCGAACAAGGAGCCCAGGCCAUGGGGCGAGCUCACCUGCUCGAGCUCGGACCUAGAGAAAUGCCCUGCGCUAGGAGCCUGGGGAGGGGGAUGCUGUGCAGGGUGCCGGCCAGAGGUAAGGUGCGCCAGGGAGAGCUCACAGCCAUGGAUAACGCAGGGGCAGAGAAGAGCUCGCAGGGAACUCAGACGUCGUGACCGCUGGCCGGAUCACAGGCUGAGGAGAAGUUGCACCCAUGGCGCCGCUUACCUAGAGUUGGCCGAGCAGAAGAGGGCGGCUGGCCAUGGAGUUCCUGCUGGGCACCAUGGAAAGGGGAGCAGAGGUGCUGCACGGCAGAAGGAUGAAGGAGAGCGUGGGGAGGAAGAGGAGGCUGUUGGUGGCGGCUAGGGGUGGGAAUGAAAA